Molecule: messenger RNA, 1989 nt
Organism: Acytostelium subglobosum LB1
Lineage: Eukaryota; Evosea; Eumycetozoa; Acytosteliales; Acytosteliaceae
Exons: 2
Coding region: 1-1989 (662 amino acids)
Biological process (GO): proton transmembrane transport; proton motive force-driven mitochondrial ATP synthesis
Molecular function (GO): proton-transporting ATP synthase activity, rotational mechanism; ATP binding; ATP hydrolysis activity
Source: RefSeq, a predicted model, not a curated record
AUGUUUGUCGCCAGAAGAGUUGGAAACAAGGCCAACAACAUUAAGUUGUUGAAGAAUGCUCCAGUCACCUCCAAGACUACCGGACUCGUCCAGUCAAAGAGAGGAUUCGUCAGCUCAUCAAAGGCUACUUAUGCCGCUGCCCAGAAGGUCACCAGCGAGCAGCAGUACCUCGAGCAGUUCAAGAACGAGUUUGACGCAGUUCCACAGGAUAACUCCGAGGAGGUCAACUUGGCUACCUUGUCCGAUAACCAGGGUGUCGUCCACCAGGUCAUUGGUGCCGUCGUCGACGUUUACUUCCCACACGGCAAGCUGCCACUCAUCUACGAUGCCUUGAUCGUCGAAUCUUUCCAGGCUGAGAACGUCGAGAAGGUUAUUGAGGACCUCAACAACCCCGCCCUCGAGGGCAAGCUCGACCUCACCAACGUGCCAAUCUCCAACAUCAAGCUGGUGCUCGAGGUUGCUCAGCAUCUUGGAGACGGUAUCGUGCGUUGUGUCGCUCUUGAGAUCACUGAUGGUCUGUCCCGUGGUCAAGUCGUCUUGAACACCGGUGCCCCACUGCGUGUGCCAGUCGGUCGUUCCACCCUGGGCCGUAUCAUGAACGUCAUUGGUGACCCCAUCGACGGUUGUGGACCCAUCAAGACCGAUACCAAGCUUCCCAUCUGGAGAGAGCCACCCAGAUUCGACGAGUUGGCCCCAUCUGCCUCCAUUCUCGUCACUGGUAUCAAGGUUAUUGACCUGUUGACCCCAUACGCCAGAGGAGGAAAGAUCGGUUUGUUCGGAGGUGCCGGUGUCGGAAAGACUGUGCUGAUUCAGGAGCUCAUCAACAACGUCGCCAAGUCUCACGGAGGUUUCUCUGUGUUCACUGGUGUCGGAGAGCGUACUCGUGAGGGUAACGAUCUGUACCACGAAAUGGUUACCGCCGGUGUCAUCAAGCUCAAGGGUGAGGGAGACAACUUCUCCACCGAGGGCUCCAAGGUGUCCCUGGUGUUCGGUCAGAUGAACGAGCCCCCAGGAGCUCGUGCUCGUGUCACCCUCACCGGUCUGACCGUCGCCGAGUACUUCCGUGACGUUGAGAACCAGGAUGUGUUGCUCUUCAUCGACAACAUUUUCCGUUUCACUCAAGCCGGUUCUGAAAUGUCUGCCUUGCUCGGUCGUAUCCCAUCCGCCGUCGGUUACCAGCCAACCCUUGCCACUGAUAUGGGUUCCAUGCAGGAGCGUAUCACCACCACCAAGAACGGUUCCAUUACCUCUGUGCAGGCCGUCUACGUGCCAGCUGAUGAUCUUACUGAUCCAGCCCCAGCCACCACCUUCGCACAUCUUGACGCCACCACUGUGUUGUCCCGUGCCGUCUCUGAGCUCGGUAUCUACCCCGCCGUGGACCCAUUGGACUCAACCUCCCUGAUGUUGGAUCCAAACAUCAUCGGUGAGGAGCAUUACAAGGUCGCCACCGACGUCCAGAAGAUCCUCCAGGAGUACAAGGGUCUGCAGGAUAUCAUUGCUAUCUUGGGUAUGGACGAUUUGUCCGAGGAGCAAAAGACCACUGUGUUCCGUGCCCGUAAGAUCCAGCGUUUCCUCUCCCAGCCAUUCGAGGUCGCCGAGGCCUUCACCAACAUGAAGGGUGCUUUGGUGCCACUCAAGGAGACCAUCGACUCGUUCAAGGGUAUCUUGGCCGGCAAGUACGACCAUCUGCCAGAGGCUGCAUUCUUCAUGGUUGGCGCCAUCGCCGACGUUGAGGAGAAGGCCAAGGUUCUGCUCGCCUCUGCCGAGGGUGAGACCAAGAAGGAGAACAAGGUGAACGCCGCCGGUGAGUCCACCAGAGAGUCCACCCGUGACAAGAUCAGACGUCUGUCCGACGAGGCCUACAACUCCAAGAUUGCCCAGAUGAAGAAGUACGGAGUCGACACCAAGGAGCUCGAGGAACUCAAGGCUGAGUUUGAGAAGACCUUUGACAAGGAGGUUGCUGAGAUCGAGAAGGUUCUCGGCAAGUAA